UCUGCGAGUAGUGGAGCAUUAGAGUCGGUGGAAGCUUGCACCUUUAACCAUUUAGCAUGGUAACACGUUCGUGGAAAAGCCCUUGACAAACUUUGUCAACGUCGUGCACAUCGCACGGAUUAUAUCCUCCGACAUCUCGGCGCGUUAUUAUAAUAACGAUAGUUUAAUUAAUCCUCGAGCGCGUAAACAUUCAACGAUAAAAUAUUACAGAGGCGUACGGUAACAAAGCGAGAAAUCAAUCGCCUCGAUCCGAUGAAUCCGAAGCUUCGAAACGGCGAGGUCGCAUAAUUCGGGCUGUUUCAUUUCCGUGAUUCGUCAUAACGAUGAGGCUUUAUCGUACAAUCAGUGGAAUUAAAUACACGUGACGUGAGGCGUGAUGAAAUCGGUCGGAUGGUCGAGCCGAUCGGCAACGCUGUCGCGGACUGAAAUCGACUUGUCGGAAAUCGGAUGUCGUUUUAAUAUCGAUGAUCGUCCGAGCGUCGUGAGCAGGUCGGGAAUUUUUCACCCGAUACCGGGAAUUCGGGCGAGCUUUUCCGCUCUUUCUCUGCCGCCCGCGUGCCUGUGUGCUUUUUAACACGAACCCUCCUUUUGGAUUUUACGCGAAUGGUACAGCCGUUGGGCUUCAGGUUCGGGAAUUUCCGUCCUGAGCGCCCUUGAUUAGUAGGGCUCGAUGUGCCGCCCGCUCCACGAAGGGAUUAUCGCCCAACGCUCAACGGUCUUGUCGGAAAAAAUUUACCGGACCAAUUCAGCCGGCGCCGGAUUACGAACCUUCUGCAUUCUGGCGCUGCUCGUCGCGACGCCCCGCGGCGUGGAGUCUGCAGGGGUGGACCCCUGUGUCCCGGUGAGACGGGCGUAUUCCUGGCCGCCCGGAUUCGGCCCUGCAGGAUCGUCGGAAUCGGUAUACCUGGGGUACGGGGGUGACCCAUGGGGCACGUCCUCGGCAACCACUCACGCCGCGAAGGAGCGUCACGCGCGUUUUUCCUGGCAGACACAAAGUGCCCCGGCAUCAAGAAACGUCUCGAAUAAAACGGAGACCGAACUCAAUUCCGAAGCUGAAAACAAUUCGUCCCGGUUAAGAAGAUCAAAGCGGGGCGUGGUACACCUCUACAACAUGGUAUUUUGUGCAACCGGGUGUAACCCCCUGGCUUACAAGGGAUACGGAUGUUACUGCGGUUUUUUAGGAUCAGGAUUUUCCAUAGACGGUAUUGACAGAUGUUGUAAGAUGCACGAUUGGUGCUACGAGGCAACCGACUGCCCGAUGUUCUUGGAGUACUUCGUUCCUUACUACUGGAAAUGCUAUCGCGGCUAUAAACCGAUAUGCGCCGUCGAGCACGGGGAGUGGGGAGGGUCUGGAUCGUGUGCCCAACGUUUGUGCGAAUGCGAUCGUGCCUUGGCGGAAUGUCUGCGUCGGUAUCCUUGCCCAACUACCAAAGCCAUGUGCACGUCUUCCGCCUGGAGGCUGGUGCAAAAUUUAUUUAUGGUUAUGUAAAGUUGAACUACAAAUAUAGAAUUUAACGAACCUAUUCAAUUUAAGACUAUUUAAGACUAAUUAAACCUAAUCAAACCUAUACACAUACAUAUAUGUAUAUACAUAUAAGACUUUC
Molecule: messenger RNA, 1604 nt
Organism: Neodiprion virginianus
Lineage: Eukaryota; Metazoa; Arthropoda; Insecta; Hymenoptera; Diprionidae
Exons: 5
Coding region: 671-1489 (272 amino acids)
Biological process (GO): arachidonate secretion; lipid catabolic process; phospholipid metabolic process
Molecular function (GO): calcium ion binding; A2-type glycerophospholipase activity
Source: RefSeq, a predicted model, not a curated record